Molecule: messenger RNA, 1886 nt
Organism: Pezoporus occidentalis (night parrot)
Lineage: Eukaryota; Metazoa; Chordata; Aves; Psittaciformes; Psittacidae
Gene: S1PR4
Product: sphingosine-1-phosphate receptor 4
Exons: 2
Coding region: 277-1743 (488 amino acids)
Biological process (GO): adenylate cyclase-activating G protein-coupled receptor signaling pathway; regulation of metabolic process
Cellular component (GO): plasma membrane; cytoplasm
Molecular function (GO): sphingosine-1-phosphate receptor activity
Source: RefSeq, a predicted model, not a curated record
AGCAGCCACAGCUUUAACCUGAGCUCAAGGUGCUCGGGGCGUGUUUUCUCUAUGCAGUUGCCCUGGGUGGGGUCCCCCCCUGCACAGGGAUGUGGUUGAUGCUGAUGUUGUAACUUCCCCUUUCCCACUGGGGUAGGUAGAACCCUCUCUUGUUUUGCACAAGGAGCCUCCUCCCUGCCGGGCCAUAGACACGCAUCUGGAGAGCUGCUGGACCUCAGCGGGCAGCAGGAGCCUCGGCCGGGUACCACUGAGCAAAGCUGAGAACAGCCACAAACGAUGAUGUUAGGGACGAUGUCAGUGCUGUGCCUCGCAUCAGGAAACUGCAUUAAACAACAGGAAGCCCAUGCUCAUGCUUGGACUUACAAAACACCUCACCCUCCUCUCCCCUUUCCUUCCAGUGCUGCCGGCAGGCAGGACUCUGGCUCGCAUCUCCACGCUGUACAGAGCUGCUGGGCUCAGCCUGCUCCAGCCACAGCCCCCUGGUGCCUCUGCUCUGCUCCCAAGCCUUGCUCCAUCCUGCAUCCCAAAGCUCAGAGGAUGGAUGGUCCGGAGCGGAGCUGGCUGGCGAAUCUCUCCCUUCCCCUUGGCUCUGCUCAGUAUCGCGAGCUCAGACUUGAGCUGCUCGACAGGCAAAGCUCCUGCCUGGAGCUGGCUGCCCUGAGGAACGUGAACAUCAUCCUACAGCACUACAACUUCACGGGCAAGCUGAGCAACAGGCAGGCCGGGGACGAGGGCACGGGGCUCACGCGCACAGCGUUCGCCGUCAUCAGCUGCAUCAUCAUCCUGGAGAACCUGCUGGUGCUCUUGGCCAUCCUGCGGUGCCUGCGAGCGCGCCGCUGGGUCUACUCCUGCAUCGCCAGCAUCACGCUGAGCGACCUGCUGGCCGGGGCUGCCUACCUGUGCAACCUCUGCCUCUCGGGCAGGAAAACCUUCCAGCUCUCCCCGCAGCUCUGGUUCCUGCGGGAAGGAACCCUCUUCAUGGCACUGGCCGCCUCCACCUUCAGCUUGCUGGUGACCGCCAUCGAGCGCUACAGUGCCAUGGUGAGGCCCAUCGCUGAGAACGAAGCCAGCAAGACCCUGCGUUUACGGGGCCUCAUCGUGUGCUGCUGGCUCUUGGCCUUCGUCAUCGGGCUGCUCCCGCUGCUGGGCUGGAACUGCCUGUGCCACUUGAGCGCCUGCUCCGUCCUCCUGCCUCUCUACUCCAAGAACUACAUCCUUUUCUCUGUGGUCAUGUUCAGCAUCAUCCUCCUGGGGAUCCUCGGCCUCUACAUCUCCAUCUUCCAGCUGGUCCAGGCCAGCUCGAGGCAAACCAGCUCGAGGCACAGCCGCAAGCGGUCCCUGCGCUUGCUCAAGACCGUGCUGAUGAUCUUGGGGGCCUUCAUCAUCUGCUGGAGCCCCCUCUUUGUCCUGCUGCUCUUGGACGUCUUCUGCGAGCCCCGGAGCUGCGCCCACCUCCACAGCCUGGACUGGACCUUGGCUCUGGCCAUGCUGAACUCGGGGGUGAACCCCGUCAUUUACUCCCUGCGCAGCGUGGAGGUUCGCCGCGCCGUGGGGAGCCUCCUGUGCUGCUGCUGCGUCCGCCUCGGCCUUUGCGAGCCCGGGAGCUGCUUGGUCGUCACGGACAUCAACUCGGGUUCAUCCACCGAGAGCUCCCUGCGGUACCGGGAGAGCUUCCGCAGCGCCCGGCCCCGCGCUCCGCUCUCCAGUAACUCCAGCAUGAUGAGCAACCUGCCCAGCCUCUGAGGGCGGCGAGCAGGAGGUGCCCCACAGCCCACCAGGACCUCCCGCUGCUGGGCCUGGCCUGGCUGAGGCCAACCCAGGCAGCUCGGGUUGAUUGAGUGUGGCUCCAUCCCAGUUGUUGGCUUUCCGGUCACUUCAGCCCGGGG